Molecule: messenger RNA, 2154 nt
Organism: Prorocentrum cordatum
Lineage: Eukaryota; Dinophyceae; Prorocentrales; Prorocentraceae
Source: the annotation of a GenBank genome assembly
AUGGAGCUCGCCCGCAAGCACGAGCUGCCCCAGGUCACCGGCAGGGACCCCGAGGGCCACCUGUUGCAGAUCUUCGUCAGGCGCGCGCUGGUGGACCGCUUCGCCUACGCGGCGCUGCCGCACGGCACUCCCGACGAGUCCCGGGACCCGCUGAGCAGGCACCUGUCAACCGCGGGGCCGAUCGGCGGCCAGGCCCGCCUAGUCGCCAACCCCAGCGCUUUCAUGCGGGCCAGCAGCGUGCGCAUGUACGCCUGCAGCGCCUCGCGGGAGUUCCACCUGGCGCGCCCGGCCUUCCAGCGCGAGCUCGUCGGGCUGCUGAGCCCGGUGCUGGGCAGCCCGGCGGUGCGGGAGCGAGCCGUGCGGGGUAUCUACGCGGGGGAGCUGCCGUCCUGGUGGAGAGACCAGGCUGUGAGAGUCCGGGAGCGUUCAUGUGGAAGCUCACGGGUAGCGCGUGCGAGCGACUGGGAUUCCUGGGAGCGCGGCGGGGGGCGCUUUACGACAGCUGCGCUGAAGGCGAAGGCGAAGGAUCUCCUGCCCCUCACCCAGCGGGUGGCGCCGCGGAGCUACCGCUCUGCGGUCCUGACGUCGCCGUACGCGAGGGCGCGCCUCGCCGCGCGCUUCUCCGAGGAGGCCCGCCGGCUGCACCGGGAGGUCAUGCAUGCCCACCGUGCUGGAGAACUCGUGGCGAGUCUGGACGACGCCCACCAUGGCGUCGCGGCCCACUCGAGGGCCGUCGCCGCCGAGCUCCUCUCCUCCCCGGCGGGCCCUUGCGCCGAGGGGGGUGCAGCUGGCAGCGCCCAGCGCGGGAAGGCUGAGGCUGUCUCCGUGGAGGGCGUCGAGGAGGAUCUCCGCCUGCAGGCGAAGAGGAUGCAGCUGGACCUACUUCGGCGGCAGGUCCAGCAGCAGGCGCGCCAGAACGCCGAGCAGGAGCACCGGAACGCCGCCGCCAUGGAAGAGAUCGAGGCGCACCUGACGAAGCUCGACGACGAGACGGGCUCGUUGAUGGCGCGCCGCUGCCCUCCGGCGUGCCCUGCAGGCAGCCUGGGAGGGACGCCGGCGGAGCCGCAGCCGGAGUGGCGGGCGAGGAGGGUGGGGGAUCUCGGGGAGAAGUGCCCGCUGAGCCUGCGGUCGCGGGCUUGGCCCCGGGGGCGAAUGCAGGCGCGGCCGCUCGUCCAGGCUCGCAUCCCGAGGCGCGCGCGGACGCUCCGCCUCCGGUUGGGCUCUGGCGCGUGCGCGGGCACAGCCGCUUUGCCGCCCAGAUUCGCGAGUGGCGCUGUCCAGAGGGUGGACUCCGGGGAGUUUGGCCGCGAGGCGCAGCGGCAGGCCGCGGAGCGGGCCAGCCGGCUCGCCGCCGAGCGUGCUACCGAGGUGGCCCCCGGCCCCGCGCCGAUCUCCAUCCUCGAGGCGGUGCGCGCGGCCGCCGGCGCCGGCGUGGCCGAGGGCGUGGCCGAGGUGCCGCUGCACGGCCCAGGGGGGGACGACCGCGCCGAGGACCCGCGCAAAAGGAGGAGGGCCGCGGGCCGUUGGGGCGCCGGCGACGGCGUCGCGCUCACGGGGCUCCGGAGCAGGCCCGAGCUGAACGGCAGGCUGGCCAGCAUUCUGCGGGCCCCCGCCGGCGGCGACGAGGAGGGGCGGUACCUGGUGCUGCUGGCGCCGGAGGGCCAGCAGCUCUCGGUGCGGCGGGGCAACAUGGUGCCAGCGCCGGGCGCCGAGGGGGGUCUGCCGCCUGCCGCGUCGGGCGGCUCGAGCGGCAGCGGCAGCGGCGCGGCCGCCGGCGCGGCGAGCGCAGGCCCCGCGGAGAGGCAGGCCAGCGCCGAGGCCCUGGGCCGCUGGGGCGUUGGCGACAGCGUCGCGCUCGCGGGGCUCCGCGGCAGGCCCGAGCUGAACGGCAGGCUGGCCAGCGUGCUGCAGGCGCCGGCCGGCGGCGACGAGGAGGGCCGGUGGUACCUGGUGCUGCUGGCGCAGGACGGCCGGCAGCUUUCGGUGAUCCGCGGAAGACUUCGUAUGCACCGUACCGCAUCGGCGUCUCACGAGGCGUCGUCGAUCCUCGGCCCAGGCACGGUGCGGUGCAUAAUUUGCACACGCCGUACCGCGAGGGAGUGGGGCUUGAUGAGACUCCAAAUUCGGCACGGUGCAUGGGUGCCGUCCUCGUAG